CAAGAAAUUUAAACAACUGAAUGGAAAUGAAGGUGUCUCCCGGGCUCGUGCUCUGUGUGUCUGUCACCAUUCAGCUCGCCCUGCCUCAGCAUCAACUACGCGUACGCCCGUUGCCAAGCGACCACCUGCCAGUACCAGAUCUGCAGGAAGACUCAAACCCGGCGCUCGAACCGGGGCAGAGGGAUCUACUUCCUCGCUUUCUGUGGCAGAAGCUCGGCAGUAGUUUUGACCCCCGCUAUUCCUCCAUUGACCGUCCGACGCGGGAUAACGUGUCCGAGGUCACGCAGAAGCCGGCGAUUGGUGUCGGACCGAUGCCUCGUGAGUUUCAGGAGUUAAUAUUCGCAGAUCUCAAAGCGGGAUUGAAAACGCAACGCAGGGUUCGGCGGUGGUUGUUGUCGUACACCCAGUGCCCGGUGGUGUCGGUCUGGAAGGAUCUGGGCAUCCGGUUCUGGCCGCGAUACGUCAAGGAAGGACGUUGCACGAGCGAACGGUCGUGUUCUCUACCGGUGGGCAUGUUUUGCAAACCGGUAGAGUCCGUGAGCGUCACGCUGCUGCGGUGGCACUGCCAGCGCUCGCGCGCACUCAAGAGCUGCGCAUGGAUCCUUGCACGCUACCCAGUGAUUUCACGAUGCGGGUGCGCGUGCUAAUGCUGGUUCCUAAUUUGGGUUUAUGUGGAUGACAGGAUGAAUCUCACGAAAACAUUCACAGGUCACAUAUCACACACCUAAAGCAAAAUACUUCAAUAUAAAUGUGUGAUAUUUAGAAUGAAGUAGGCAUAUUUGUCAGAAGAAAAUGAAGCUUACAACACUUUAUAUAAUAAAGUCUUAUUUAUUUACAUGAGUUUUGCAUAAUGAACUAACAAUGAGCAACAUGUUUUGCAUGUAUUAAUAUUUGUUAGAGGGCUGGGUGAUAUCGAACAACCAAAGUAUCGGUAUUUUGCAACGAGCCACAGUAUUCGACUGAUAUCUCGGUAUUUUUUUGCUGAGUGAAAAACAUGUUUACGUGAAAGUCAAAGCCCCAUGAGAUGUCACAUGUAACCUUUAUUAUAACAGUGCAUUAUGAAAAAAAAGAAAGACAGGGAGUUCCUCCCUAUUUGAAAAUAUACAACUGCAGAGCAUGCUUACAUGAAAAAAGGAGGGCAUAUAUCAGAUCAUACCGAUAUUGAAGACAUAUCCCAUAGAUGGGAAAUGCUGACACCAUAUAUCGUGAAACCCGAUAUACCGCACAGCCCUAAAUGUGUUUAUGAAUGAAAGUUGUUCAUUGUACAUUUAGGUAAGUUCAUUGUGCAUUUACUAAUGUUAACACAUACUGUUUGAUUUUAAAUAUGUGUUGGUAAAUGUUGAACAUGUAGUCCACCAAGAUUAAUUUAUGCUGUGCAAGUCUUGUUCUUAGUUAUUGCAUUCAAAUUGUUUGUACUUCACUAAAAGGUUGUACUUCACUAAUAUGAUAUUUGCGGUUGUGCAUUCUUUGUGCUGUUGAAGAUGUGUUUGUUUGUGAACAUGUAAUAUAGAAAUUGCAUUAAUUUUAAAUAGUGAUUAGUGAUAUUUGUACAAUUUAAAUUAUUGCCAUGAGCCAAUAAUUUUUUUCAAACGCCAAAUAAAUGUU
This is a messenger RNA of Paramisgurnus dabryanus, 1605 nucleotides long. RefSeq names its product noggin 5 (gene nog5). Lineage: Eukaryota; Metazoa; Chordata; Actinopteri; Cypriniformes; Cobitidae. The record is from RefSeq and is a predicted model, not a curated record. Gene Ontology annotation, biological process: dorsal/ventral pattern formation; osteoblast differentiation; negative regulation of cell differentiation.